GGUAUUUUGCUCGAACCGUUUUCUGGCAGAGCCGGUCGUCAUGGAGGCCGAGCUACCGGCAGGUCUGCCUUCAGCGGCUACAGGCCUCGAUCAACCGAACCUUGGAACUCAGGUUAUACCCGUCCCUAUCACAGACAACUGUUCACCAACAGAGGAUCGAUCAGAUGACGUGGCUCUACUUCUCUCCGUGGUCGCUCUGCUCAAGGUAA
This is a messenger RNA of Pelobates cultripes (western spadefoot toad), 209 nucleotides long. The record is from the annotation of a GenBank genome assembly. NCBI's taxonomy places the organism in Eukaryota, Metazoa, Chordata, Amphibia, Anura, Pelobatidae.